Molecule: messenger RNA, 490 nt
Organism: Dreissena polymorpha
Lineage: Eukaryota; Metazoa; Mollusca; Bivalvia; Myida; Dreissenidae
Exons: 6
Coding region: 1-471 (156 amino acids)
Source: RefSeq, a predicted model, not a curated record
AUGAAUGAUGACAGCGAAGGAACAUCCACUCUUACAAAGAAAAGCAGUGACAAAACCGAGGGACAGGUUGAACAACUGAAAGAACUGCUGGUUGUCACGUACAUGGUCAGAUUGUCAAACCUGUUGUCGUCCAGACUGAGGGACAACAAUCCCAAUAUUGCCGACCUCAGCGACAAGUUCAGACAGACCAGAAUUGCAGAGCUUCUCACCGAACUCUUUGACAACGAGUGGACGGAUGAUUUAUCUGCCCUGGAGCAACAAUAUACGGAAAAGCAGGGAGUGACCUUUCUCUUAGAUAUCAUCAUGGCCUUAACAAGAAACCAGCACUGGUGUACUUUAGAAGCCUAUGCAUUUUGCAAAAAGGAACUCACAGAGUCUUGGAACUACGUUCUAAAGCACUUUCUGAUCGAGAAUGAUACUGUGACUGAGAAGAGUUUAAGAGAUUCACGAAAAAAGAAGUUUCUCGAUUAGAUUGCCGACAGGAAACGGG